CAUUGGUCAAUUGAAUAAGAUGUUCUUACUGCCGAUCGCUAUCGACGAUGAUCCUUCCUAAUCAGCCCAUCUAUGGAUACCAAUUUUUCUGCAAUCGGACUUCCAGUUGCGGUGCUUUCCGACUGCUUCCCGCGCGGGCUCCAAAAUUCUCAACGAGCUGUGACUAUAUAAGAGGUGCUGUGCGACCUCUGACCUGAGAAGAUGUGUGCUCUCUCCCAAUCACGAACGCGCGCAAUAUGCAGCUCCUUCAAUCCGUUACCACGAGCCUUCUGCUCGCCGGCAGCUGCCUGUCUUCCCUGGCUGCAGCUCGCUCUGUCCCCCCAUACCCCCGGGAUGUCGCCGUGAGCCACGCGCCGGGCAAGAUUGCCCCCAAGAUCUUCAUCGUGUCGAUGUUCGCGCCUGAGGCUGAGAUCUGGUGGGGAAUCCCUGAGUUCGACCUGUUGGCCCACAACAUCACCAUUCCUGGGGCUUCUCCCGCGUUCCCCGACGUGCACUGCACCGCGGACUACAGCAUCUGCCAGCUCAUCACUGGGGAGUCUGAGAUCAAUGCUGCCAUCACUGUCGCGUCGGUCGUCUUCAACCCUAUCUUUGACCUGACCACCACCUACUUCCUCAUCGCCGGUAUUGCCGGUGUCAACCCCGAGCGGGCCAGCAUCUGCGACGUGACUUUUGCCCGCUUCGCCAUCCAGGUGGCUCUCCAGUAUGAGAUCGACAUGCGCGAGAUGCCCGCCAACGCCACCACUGGCUACUUCCCCCAGGGUGCCUACUACCCCAGCCAGUACCCUACCAGCAUCUACGGUACUGAGGUGUUCGAGGUGAACGACGAGCUCCGCAAGAUUGCUGCCGGCUUCGCCCGCAACGCCACGCUGGCCGACAGCGAUGAUGCCAAGGCCUACCGCGCCAAGUAUGUCACCGAGGAUGGCAUCUACAAGGCCGGCACCGAGGGCCCCACCGUCCGCCUGUGCGACGUGACCACCAGCGACGUCUACUUCAGCGGCCGUCUUCUGGGCGAGGCCUUUGACAACACCACCAAGAUCUGGACCAACGGCACCGGCGAGUACUGCACCACGGCCCAGGAGGAUAACGCCACCCUGGAGGCUCUCGUGCGGUCCUCCAAGCACAACCUGACCGACUUCUCCCGCAUCAUCAUCAUGCGCACCGCCUCUGACUUCGAGCGCCCCUACCCUGGCGAGUCGGCCCGUGACAACCUGCUCUACGCUUCCCAGGGCGCGUUCGAGCCCGCUGUCGAGAACCUGUACAACGCCGGUAUUAAGAUCGUUGAGGGUAUCCUCGGCAACUGGAACAGCACCUUCGCGGCCGGCAUCAAGCCUCGCAACUACCUCGGUGACAUCUUCGGCACCCUCGGUGCCACUCCUGACUAUGGCCCGGGCCGUGCCCAGGCUCUGGAGGAGGCCGGUGCUCUGCUGAAGAAGCGUAGCAUGGGCAAGCGCUUUGCGCGUUUGUAGAGAGAUUACA
Messenger RNA from Aspergillus homomorphus CBS 101889, 1476 nucleotides. RefSeq names its product purine-nucleoside phosphorylase. The coding region runs from base 237 to 1466 and encodes 409 amino acids. Gene Ontology annotation, cellular component: endoplasmic reticulum. Gene Ontology annotation, biological process: transmembrane transport. Lineage: Eukaryota; Fungi; Ascomycota; Eurotiomycetes; Eurotiales; Aspergillaceae. The record is from RefSeq and is a predicted model, not a curated record. The transcript has 2 exons.